Mesorhabditis belari is the source of this 873-nucleotide messenger RNA. Lineage: Eukaryota; Metazoa; Nematoda; Chromadorea; Rhabditida; Rhabditidae. The record is from the annotation of a GenBank genome assembly.
AUGCACACAGUGUCACCACUGGUGCAAAGAAAUGAGCAGAGCCCGGAAAAAACGAAUGUAGACGUUGACAAAGCACAAACAAAUGAAGGGGCAACAACGCGAAAACUAUUGGCCGUUUCAGCCACUCGUUUACCGCACAACAUUUUGGUCUACAUUUUCUCUUAUCUAACCGCUUCGGAUCUCAAGAAUUGUCUGAUGGCUUGCCGACAUUGGAACAGCGCACUAGCAUUUGAAGAUAGUGUGGUUUGGCAAACGGUAGCACGGCGAUUGGUGCCAGAACCAGCACUUUCCGAUCCUUACUUAUUUUCUGAAAUUCCCUCAUUCAAGCAAAAGUUGAGAGCAUUCAAAUUUGCCUGGAACCCAAACGAUUCGAGCAAAAAUAACUACCUUCGCCCGAACGGAAUCACAAUACAUCGCCAACCAGUAGCCCAAUCUACGGAUGGUGUCAGGGGAAAGAUUGGUGUUUCUUCUGGCUGUCACGCGUUUGAGCUUUCCUGGGAGGGUCCACUUGGUACAGUGGCCGUAAUCGGAUUGGCGACAAAACACGCAGCACUACAUUGUCCAGGGUAUGUGCCACUUAUCGGCUCCGAUGAUCAGAGUUGGGGAUGGAAUUUGGUCGAUAACAAUUUGCUCCACAACGGACAAUCGCUCGGAAUUUACCCUGCUGUCAACAAUCCACCAAAAUAUCAAGUGGGAGAACGAAUACGUUUAAUAUUGGAUUGUGAUCAGCAUGUGUGUUAUUUCGAGCGCGGGACCGAGUUCCUUGGAGUCGCUUUUAAAGAGUUACCACCAGUCAAACUCUUCCCAUCAAUUUGCGCUGUUUACGGGAACACCGAAGUGUCGAUGGUUUAUUUGGGAGCGCCGGCUUUGGGC